This is a messenger RNA of Bolinopsis microptera, 653 nucleotides long. RefSeq lists its product as uncharacterized. Bases 63 to 653 code for a protein of 196 amino acids. NCBI's taxonomy places the organism in Eukaryota, Metazoa, Ctenophora, Tentaculata, Lobata, Bolinopsidae. The record is from RefSeq and is a predicted model, not a curated record. The transcript is spliced from 5 exons.
AGUUCUGAAAACCUUAAGUUUGAAGCGGCAUACAAACAACAAUAAGUUAAACUUGCACAGGUAUGAGAGAUCUGUACCAACCGAAAAUGUUGGAGAACUGGAUAGUGAAACGGGUCUCAGGUCCAAUUUCUGAUGCAGAGGUCCCGGCUCUCUCAAGCGAAGAAUCAGUAGUCCUGACCCUCACCAGUACUCCCUCCCCUCUCCUAGCAGCUGCUUCUCUAAAACUCACUAGAAUAAUGUUCCACCACCAGUCCGGAGAGGUGGAGUACCAAGGAAGGGUGUUGUUGGAGGGCGGCACCUACGUUAUCAGGAACUUUUUAGGAGAAACCAGUGUGGAGUCAGUGGAUCUGGCUGGAUCAGAGGAGGAGGUGGUGGCAAGGAUACGAGCCCUAACACACCCCACAAUACAGCACGUCGCAACCAGGGUUUUCACAGAGAUUUACUACAACGAACAGUGGAUGUUGGGUCUCCUGGUCCAGGGAGCUGUGUCUGAUCACAAGGCUAUAUUUGAUAUGUUUAUAUCUACUCUGGAGGGACUGAAAGAGAUGCUCCCCGACCCUGCGGUAAACACUAAGUCUUGUUCAAAACAUUCAAUAAAUAGAGUUAAGGGGAGUGUACUUGUUAAACAACAAAAAGGAGAAAACAGAGGGUGA